CGUCGUCGUCGCUGGCUUCUCACGAAUCUCGCCUGUCUCGCAACAUUCGGAAUUUCGAUGUGCGCCCCCUCGGUUAGCAACCACGCUAAGGGUUAGAGACCUUCCAGACUUCCGACUACAGCGCUACGGAGCCGCCUUGAGCCGCAAGCGAUCCCCCUGGACCCUAUCAAAACGACUCCCAGCCCUAUCGUGAUGCUUUAUGCUUUUGGGUCAAACGGCUCUGGCCAGCUCGGUUUGGGUCAUACAGAAGAUGUCUCGAUUCCUUCUUUGACAACCUUGCCAGCGGGCGAAGAAUCGCAAGCACCUUUAAGAAUUGUUGCUGGUGGCAAUCAUACAUUGGUACUUUUCCCAUCUGGAGCGAUAUACGCUGCUGGAGAAAAUGAUAAUGGGCGAUGUGGCCCAGUAAACGACGCGGAAAGCUCACAAUCUACAUUUCGGCGUGUUUCUUUUACUGAUAGAAAUGGCAUGCCCAUUGAUUCAUUCAAAUUGUGUUCGGCGACGUGGGCGGCAUCCACAUUUGUGACUGCCGACAACCAAGUAUUCAGCUGCGGCUCUGGGCAAAAAGGAGAACUCGGAUUAGGGCCCGAAGUAAAGGAUGCUAGAGUGCCUCAAGUGAUUGCAAACUUUCCUCCCCCGGAGACCGAAAUAGUUGACCUGUCUGCUUGCAUGGGCCACACCAUCGCACUACUUUCAGAUGGAACUGUCUACGGUUGGGGAGCAAGCCGCAAAGGACAACUUGGGGUUGUAGAACCCGCCUUGUGGGGUCCCAGCAGAAUAUCUGGCAUUGACUUCUCUGUAAUUCGUGCAGCUUGUGGUCGUGAAUUUUCGUUUUUCAAAGGCAGCCAAGGGCAACAUGUCGUCCUGGGUUCAGACAAAUGGAACAUCAUCUCAAACGCUCCUGCGUCUUCGUCUGAAUGGAAAGACGUUGGUGCUGGGUGGGGAAAUAUCGUACAGCUUUCUUCAGAUGGCGGUCUGAGUUCCUGGGGAAGGAAUGAUCACGGGCAACUUGCUCCAAGAGCAUUGCCAAAAAUUGAGCAGAUAGCUAUUGGAAGUGAGCAUACUCUAGCAUUAACGACUAUGGGAAAAUUGCUAGCAUGGGGCUGGGGCGAACAUGGCAACUGUGGUCCUAACGGGGAUGGCGAAAACAAGUCAUGGAACGAAAUUAGAGUGGAUGAUAAUUCAUCUCUUUCAAUUAGCUCGAUUGGAGCGGGAUGUGCUUCUAGCUUUCUCUGGGCUGUGGAGGAAGGCCAUGCCUCGCAACGUCCUCCAACCUGA
Xylona heveae TC161 is the source of this 1275-nucleotide messenger RNA. Its product is annotated as RCC1/BLIP-II protein. The coding region runs from base 193 to 1275 and encodes 360 amino acids. The record is from RefSeq and is a predicted model, not a curated record. Lineage: Eukaryota; Fungi; Ascomycota; Xylonomycetes; Xylonales; Xylonaceae. The transcript has a single exon.